This is a messenger RNA of Pseudonaja textilis, 2824 nucleotides long. It is a transcript of the gene CDC42EP4, whose product is annotated as CDC42 effector protein 4. NCBI's taxonomy places the organism in Eukaryota, Metazoa, Chordata, Lepidosauria, Squamata, Elapidae. The record is from RefSeq and is a predicted model, not a curated record. Gene Ontology annotation, biological process: regulation of cell shape; positive regulation of actin filament polymerization; Rho protein signal transduction. Gene Ontology annotation, cellular component: plasma membrane; cytoskeleton; cytoplasm. Gene Ontology annotation, molecular function: small GTPase binding.
GAGGGCGGGCAGGGCAUGGAGCUGCGCGAACCGAGAGGCCCUUCAGCUGUUGCGCCGGCGACCAGAGCAGCGCCGCCUCGGUCCUCCUCUGCAGUUUUAGGCUUGGACUAAUAGAAGGCCAAAAGAAGUUUGAGGACUUCCUGAGGGACUACAGAAAUAUUAUUUGAUCUACGUGUAAUCCAAUUUCACACUUCUCACAAAAAUGCCUAUAUUGAAGCAGCUGGUGACAAACUCUGCAAAUCCUAAACGCCGGUCUCGGGCUGAUCUGACAACUGAGAUGAUCAGCGCUCCUCUUGGCGAUUUCCGUCACACCAUGCAUGUGGGCCGGGCUGGGGAUGCCUUUGGAGAUACCUCUUUCCUCACUAGCAAGAGUGGGGAGGGAGAAGAGGAAGCUACAGAGGAGACCGCCUCCUUCCCUAAGCCUGGCCUGCUCUCACGGAGGUUCCGCAGCAGCAAGCGGUCUCAUUCUGUGACACGUGACCGGCGGGACAUGCUGGGCUCUCUGAGGGAUUCAGCGAUUUUUGUGAAGAAUGCAGUAUCCCUACCCCAACUCACGGAGAAGGAAGCAGACAAGAGUGGCAGGAAGCAGCUACCCAAGAGCCUCUCCUCCAGCCCUGUGAAGAAAGCCCCCGAGGAGAACAUCCUCGAAGAGAAACACACAAAUGGCAUUGCUGAAUUCCUCGACUCCAAGCCCCACAGUCCUGACUUGGAAGAGCGUGAUUUUGGGAAUGUGACUGAUUUGCCUUUAGUCAUCCCCAAGGACAGCUAUGGCAUGAAGCACGCCGAGUCCAUCCUUUCUUUCCAUAUUGAUCUGGGGCCUUCCAUGUUAGGGGACGUCUUGAGCAUUAUGGAUAAGGAUUUGUGGGAACAAGAGGACUCUGGUUAUCAGGGAGCAGAGGAUCCCCAAAGAGAAGUUGGCUCCACAGAGACGUCAGCAGCCCGGUGGUAUAGCCACGAAAGCAAACUUGUCCUGGAUUCUGUGAUUCAAAACGACGGCCACCGAGUAGUCACUUACAGCCCUGGAUCGGCUCGCAGCGUCACCAGUCAUACAACAAUAGACAGCAGUUCGGUCUCCAGCUGCGUGUCCAUGGGGGAAGAACAGCGAAGCUUAGCUUCUAAAGGACCCAGCCACAGCCUUCCAAGCAGUGGGAGGCACAACCUUGUGAAACAGCCAGAGAAAGAGUUCUCUUUCAUGGAUGAGGAAGAUGAUGAGAUAAGAGUAUAAAAAAGCUGUAUACUCCCUUUGAAUUGAAGGAGAAAAUGCAAUUGAAUCUGGAAUAAACAGCACGAUACGAAGAGAGGGAAAAAAAGUGUUAAAUGUCUUCACCAGCCUUCUUAGGCUGUAGAUUUCAUCAUAAUUAUUUUCUUAAACCCAGGCUGCUGGAAAGUUUUUUUCCUUCUUCCCCAUUUGGGGUUAUUGCAAGGGUCAAGUUGGAAAUUACGUAUAAAUGGUGUUGUAUAUUUAAAAUAAUUUAUUCCUAUGUUCAUAGGGAUACCUAAAGUAGGUUGCUUGAAGAUAUUUGGGAAGAAAUGUUUCCAGGCACAAAUCUGACAUAUUCAAACUUUUUUUUUUGAAAAGGGUAGCUCUUGGUUAACUUACCUAUUUGCCUGUUUAAAGCAAUACAGAGCUGAAUAUUAGGACAAAGCUCAAAAGCACUAGUUUUUCUAUUAAUACAUAGAUAUAUAUUUUGUUUUCCUUUACCUUUAUACUAGUGCUUGUAAGAUUUUUUUUUCUUUUGUAUAUCCAAGAAUUCCUUUCUGGACCUUACAGUAGUAUGCAGGUUGUUACAUGUUUGCAGAAAGGGGAAAAAAAGGAGUUUGAAAUAACCAGAUCUUUCAAAUCUGCAUAUUUGGAUGCUAAUAAUUUUCUCCUUGUGGGCAGACCUCUGGAAGUAUUUAUCACCUUUGGAAAUCUCAUAUUUCUUUUUUUUUUAAAUCAUAUGGCAGAACACUUUGGAAAAGAGAUUGAGAAGAACUACACCUCUUAUGUCUACCGUCUACAGCAGGACCCUUUCUUAGUUCUUGAGGGAACCAGAGAUGGAAAGAAUAAAAAUGAUAACCUAGCUUGAAACGGACUUCCCCAUUUCUAAAAUUUGUCACCAUUUAGAGUGACUAUAUGGCUCUUUCUUAGGAAAGCACUCUCGGAGAUGCAUAAAGCUGCUGAGAUGAGAAUAUCCAACAAGGUUGGUCAGCCUGGCUACCCAUUACUUAUUUACUUUCCUCUUCAGGAAUUUCUUUUGGGUAAGCAGAUGGGAUGUCCUAAUGACCAUCUGUUUCAUUAGAUCAAACCAUGGGAUACGGGGACAGGAGAGAGAGACAGAGUUGGGUGAAUGCUACUUACUUGCAUGUCUUCAGAUGUAAAUGUAAGUCCCCCAAGUAACUUAACCAGAUAGGGCUUCAUUCUUUCUUAGUUUUUAUUUUCUUUAGAAUGUAUCAGCAGAACUGACCGAAGCACAAAAAGCUUAGCAUUCGUCAUUCCAGGAACAAUGGAGAAGGGCAAUGCUGAGUUCCCUUCCCUUUGAAACUGUUUUUAGUUCACUACCUUCUCCAGGCAUCUUUAGGAGGUGCUCCUAACAUUCCUGUCUCAAAGAUGGAUUUUAUUUAGGGCUGGUGGGUGGGGGUAUUUUUCUUCAUUGGCCUUUACAUUUUUGCUGGGCGUUAAACACUAAAUUGCUUUCUUAUUUUUUUUAGAUUUAUAUAUAUAUAUAAAUAUAUAUGUGCUAUGUAUUAGAUUGGCCCAGUCCUUUCGGAGAAGUAUUCCUUGGUUGUGACUUUCUUGUGUAUGUACAUGGUAUUUGUUCCAUGCAUCUGAUGGAGGAUUUUU